Fonsecaea multimorphosa CBS 102226 is the source of this 1437-nucleotide messenger RNA. RefSeq lists its product as uncharacterized. Gene Ontology annotation, cellular component: membrane. Gene Ontology annotation, biological process: transmembrane transport. Bases 1 to 1437 code for a protein of 478 amino acids. The transcript is spliced from 7 exons. Lineage: Eukaryota; Fungi; Ascomycota; Eurotiomycetes; Chaetothyriales; Herpotrichiellaceae. Gene Ontology annotation, molecular function: transmembrane transporter activity. The record is from RefSeq and is a predicted model, not a curated record.
AUGGCUACCAAAGCGGAGGCUGAUACGGUUGAGCACGCUUCAGUCGACGUGGCUGAGAACGUCGACGUCAAGCCACGCACUCGAGAUGUCGACGAUGCCUUGAGAUUUGCCACCGAGAGCGAAACCAUUACAUGGACGGAGGCAGAAGAGAAAAAGGUCGUGAGGAAGAUCGACGCUGUUAUACUGUCAUUGCUCUUUGUUGGCUCCAUCGUCUCGUAUGCAGACACGCAAGCCUAUGGCUUUGCUGCUUUAUUUGGCUUGGUCAAAGAUCUCAAAUUGUUUGUUUUGAAGUUGGUUGGGGGCGAGCCGGUGAUCGAAACGUCGAAAUACCAACUUUCUGCAAGCAUCGCAACACUGGGCGCAGUGGCUGGUCAAUAUCCGCUCCUCCUUGUUGCGCAGUAUCUUCCAGUGGGCAGGUUUUUUGGAGCGCUAAUAGCAUACAUCGGCCUGACAGCAAUCCUGGUCAUCGUUUGUACCGACUUUGCGGGAAUCACAGCUCUUCGAUUCUUUACCGGCUUCGCCGUGGCAACCCAGCCACUGUCUAUUAUCAUUACCUCCAUGUGGUGGAAGAACAAAGAGCAACCGCUCCGCGCUGGGAUUUACAUUUCAGGCACAGCAAUCGGCUCCUUGGCGGGACAAGGUAUCGAUUUUGGCGCAGUGCGGCUUGGUGGUGCCUAUGCCAACAACCCCUGGAAAUGGAUCUACGUGAUCCUUGGCUCCGUGACGAUGGGCUAUGGGGUCUUUACGACACUCGUCUUCCCAGCCACGCCUAUGAAAGCAUGGUUCCUGACAGCCAGAGAGAAGGAGAUCGCAGUGCGCAGACUUGUCCAGAACAACACGGGGAUUCAGACCCGCAAAUUCAAAUGGAAGCAAGUCAAAGAGGCUUUUAUGGACCCUCAAUUGUACAUUUACGGGAUCUACGCCUUCACGUUCGCCUUUGUCAAUAACGCGAUUGGAAGCUUCGGCGGCUUUCUGGUGUCGUCUUUCGGAUAUUCAAACUCGAGAGCUCUCAUUCUCACCAUGCCUGCAAGCGCAGUGGCCAUUGUUUGCAUGAUAUCAUCAGGGGUGUUUGGGGCUCUUUUCCCGCGAAGACGGAUCUUGAUCGCGAUGCUCUAUCUCCUGCCCAGCAUGGCGGGCAACAUUCUCCUUUGGAAGAGUGACCGCUCAAACAAGGGGGCACUUCUGGCCGGGCUGUACAUUUCGACCACCCUUUACGGGGCUCUCGUACAGCAAUUCGCCCUCCUCUCCUCCAACAUAGCCGGCCAUACGAAGAAGACGGUCACCAAUGCGACGAUCUUCGUGCUCGCGAAUCUAGGCGGCUUCUCCGGGCCGUGGGCUUACAAGGGCGAUGAAGCUACGCGCGGGUAUCCGACAGGGCAGAUCACGACGCUGAGUUUGCUUUGCGCGAGUCAGGGGGUGUUUGCUCUGCUUUGGUGA